This is a messenger RNA of Impatiens glandulifera, 845 nucleotides long. RefSeq names its product SEC14 cytosolic factor-like. NCBI's taxonomy places the organism in Eukaryota, Viridiplantae, Streptophyta, Magnoliopsida, Ericales, Balsaminaceae. The transcript has 6 exons. The record is from RefSeq and is a predicted model, not a curated record. The coding region runs from base 69 to 806 and encodes 245 amino acids.
CUAAAGUCAAACCUCAACCUCCAUUAAGGGUUGAUUCAUUAAACAUCUUCUGAGUUGAAAAAGAAAAGAUGGAUCGAAGUCGCGAAAUGGCCAUAACCCAGAUGAGAAGAUCCAUUGAGGAUCUAGGUUCGUCAACUGAGAAAUGUUCAGAAGCAACAUUGAUGAGAUUCUUGAUGGCGAGAUCGAUGGAAGCAAAAAAAGCAGCAAAAAUGUUUGUGGAAUGUGAAAAAUGGAGGGCGGAACAAGUUCCUCUUGGAUUCAUCCCGGAAUCUCAAAUUCCCGAUGAACUUGGAGCUCGCAAAAUUUACUUGCAGGGAGGACUCUCUAAUGGAGGUUUCCCAGUUGUGAUUGUUAAGGCAAACAAACAUUAUCCUCCCAAAGAUCAACCUCAGUUCAAGAAGUUUGUGAUUCAUCUUUUGGACAAAGUAAUUGCAAGUUCCUUCAAGGACAAAGAAAUCGGGAAUGAGAAGUUGAUUGCAAUUGUCGACCUACAAAAUAUUUCACAUAAAAACAUCGAUGCUCGUGGUUUCAUCAUCGGUUUUCAAUUUCUACAAGCCUAUUAUCCUGAGCGGUUAGCUAAGUGUUACUUCAUAAACAUGCCACGCUUCUUUGUGGGUAUUUGGAAAAUGAUUUCAUACUUUCUAGAUAAAGCAACUUUGGAGAAGAUUGUGAUAGUUUCUAAUGAGGAGGAAAUGAAGGAGUUGGUAAGAGAAGUUGGGGAAGAGACAUUGCCAGAAGAAUAUGGUGGACGUGCGGAGCUUCUAGCUAUACAAGAUGUAGUAGUGGAGAUGCAAAUUAAUGAAUAAUUAGUUUAAUAUUUGGGGGGAACAAACACUAUGAAUAAA